AUGGGAAAUAUUGCGGAUACGCUUACGGAGGCGGGACAUAAUGUGACAUUCUUGGUGCCUGUUGCAGAUGUUACUAGGAGACAUGAGGUUGGCGUGAAGCUGACAAAAAAUGUGAUGAUUGUGGAUAGACCAAAUUACAACCCUGACGAAGCUUUCAACAUUGAUAUGGAUGAAGUACUAAGACCACUAUGGACUAUUCAGAAUAGACCAAGUGAUUUCGCGACGUGUUUCACAUUUUUCUUGGAAAUGAUGAGGACAAAUUGUGAUGAUUUCACAUCGAACAAGAAAGUGUUCGAGGAACUUUCGAAAACUAAAUUUGAUGUUGCUAUCGCUGAACCAGUAUCGAUUUGUGGACUUGGCUAUUUCAACGCUCUGGACAUCCACAAAACCAUUCUCGCCUCUUCAACCACCCACUACGAAGGAGUCGUCCGGAAUUCCGGGGAGCCAAUCGAUAUGAGUUAUGUGCCAGUUCACGGAGCAUAUUUCGACGAGAAAAUGAGCAUUUUCGAGCGGUACACAAAUUGGGCAGCCGAACACGUGAUGGCUGGAAAUUUGGAGAAAAUGUUCGACGAGGAAAUGGAAAAAUACCGUAAGAAUCUGGGAGUGGGCGUGGCCGAUUGGCGGGUGUUGAUACCCGAGGCAUCUGUGUUCUUUACUAAUGCCAAUCAAUAUAUCGAUUUUCCACGUCCUGUGAUUCAGAAGACUGUAGGAAUUGGAGGGAUUACGGUGGAUAUGGAGAAGAUAAAAUUGGAAAAGUUACCAGAAGAAAUUGAAAAAAUAUUGGAUAAGAGAGAUCAUAAUAUGCUGAUUUCCUUCGGGUCAAUGGUCAAAUCAACUACGAUGCCGGAAAUUUGGAGAAACUCAAUCCUGUCUGCCAUCAAAAAAUUCCCAAAUAUCACUUUCAUCUGGAAGUAUGAAUCUGACGAUCUCAAAUGGGCAGAAGGCACUGAAAACCUUUAUUUCCUGAAAUGGGUCCCCCAGACCGCCCUUCUCGCAGACACCCGAUUAUCCGGAUUUUUGACUCAUGGAGGUCUCGGAUCCACCAAUGAGUUGGCCUACUUGGGAAAACCUGCAAUAAUUGUUCCAAUAUUCGGAGAUCAGGGAAGAAAUGGACCAAUGUUGGCGAGACAUGGAGGCGCGAUUGUGUUGAAUAAGAUGGAUUUGGAGAAUUCGGAAGUUAUUGCGGAUUUGAUGAGGAAAAUUGUUUUUGAUAGGAGCUACGCUCAAAAAGCCGCCGACCUCGCAAAUCUCCUUAAUUCAAGUCCAUUUUCUCCUAAAGAAUUAGUUAUCAAGCACACUGAAUUCGUCGGAAAAUUCGGACCACUGACACAAAUGGAUCCAUAUAUUCGGAAAUUGAAUUGGUUCCAGAGAACAUUUGCAGAUGUUUAUAUUCUCAUGUUUGUGUUUUAUUCGGUUGUACUAAUUGUUCCAUUUUUAGUAGUCCACAAGAUUUAUCGAUUGAUUUUUUGA
Molecule: messenger RNA, 1470 nt
Organism: Caenorhabditis remanei
Lineage: Eukaryota; Metazoa; Nematoda; Chromadorea; Rhabditida; Rhabditidae
Exons: 7
Coding region: 1-1470 (489 amino acids)
Molecular function (GO): UDP-glycosyltransferase activity
Source: RefSeq, a predicted model, not a curated record